Messenger RNA from Entamoeba dispar SAW760, 951 nucleotides. RefSeq lists its product as uncharacterized. The coding region runs from base 1 to 951 and encodes 316 amino acids. The record is from RefSeq and is a predicted model, not a curated record. Gene Ontology annotation, molecular function: GTP binding. The transcript has a single exon. Lineage: Eukaryota; Evosea; Mastigamoebida; Endamoebidae.
AUGACUGGACAAGAAAGAAAACCAGUUAAAUUACUUUUGAUUGGAGAAACAGGAAAUGGUAAAAGUUCAUUAGGUAAUUUUAUUUUAAAGAAGAAUGUUUUUACAGUUAGUGAUAGUCCAAACCCUGAAACAACAGAGAUAAAUGGAGAUUAUGGAGAAUAUGAUAGAAAUAAUGUGUUUGUUAUUGACACACCCAGUCUUCAAGAAUCAAGAGAAUUUAAUGAAAGGUUUUUGAAUGAUAUGGUUAAUUCUGUUAAAGAACAAGGAGGAAUACAGGGAAUUGUUAUUGUUCUAAACUAUAGCAUUAACACAAUUUCCAACAACCUGAAAAUAAUGAUUCAGAUAUUAAGUAAUGUUUUCCCAGUUUCAGAAUUUUGGGGACAUGUAUGUAUUGUAUGGAAUAAAUGCUACUAUUUUUUCUCACAAAACCAAUUGAAAAUGCAAAAGGAGAAUAAAAGAAAUGAAUUUCUUCCAGAAUUAUUGAAACGUACUAAAGAAACCACCGGAACAGAAGAGAGUGUUGUUAUUCCAAUGUGUUAUGUAGAUUCUCAACCAGAUGAAGAAGAUGAUAACAUCAGGUCAGAAAAUGAAAUAGAAAGUUUAAUAAAGUGGGGCAGUGAAUUAACUCCUAUUAACAUCGAUAUAAUUGAGAAUAGAUAUGGUGAAUAUAAAAAAAUAAUCACAGAAGAAAAAGAACAAACAGAAUCAAUGGGAAAUAAUGGUAAAUAUAUAAUAACACAAGUCAAACAUAUGAAAAGAGAAAUAAGAAUUUAUUAUAAUGGAGAAAUUAGGUAUGGUAAUUGGAAAAUUAUAAAAGUUGAAAGUAAUGAAAUUACAACAACAUCAAAUAUAGUAUUAAAAGUAACAACAGGAAUUGUAGUAGCAGCAACUGCAGUAAUAGCAACAGGCACAAUUAUAUAUUUUGUUGGUAAAGCUAUUUCAUUAUGGUGA